This is a messenger RNA of Pipistrellus nathusii (Nathusius's pipistrelle), 318 nucleotides long. NCBI's taxonomy places the organism in Eukaryota, Metazoa, Chordata, Mammalia, Chiroptera, Vespertilionidae. The record is from the annotation of a GenBank genome assembly.
AUGGAGCCCCCGGCCGCCUCCUCGGAGAGGAGCCUGUCUCUGUCUCUGCCCGGGCCCCGGGAGGGUCAGGCCACCCUGAAGCCGCCUCCCCAGCACCUGUGGCGGCAGCCGCGAACCCCGAUCCGUAUCCAGCAGCGCGGCUACUCGGACAGCGCCGAGCGCGCGGAGCCGGAGCGGCCGCCACACCGACCCAUGGAGCGCGCCGACGCCGUGGACACCGGCGACCGGCCCGGCUUGCGCACGUCCCGCAUGUCCUGGCCCUCGUCCUUCCACGGCACGGGCGGCGGCGGCGCGGGCGGAGGCGGCUGCCGGCGGUAA